Impatiens glandulifera is the source of this 1461-nucleotide messenger RNA. RefSeq lists its product as uncharacterized. The coding region runs from base 1 to 1461 and encodes 486 amino acids. The transcript has 2 exons. The record is from RefSeq and is a predicted model, not a curated record. NCBI's taxonomy places the organism in Eukaryota, Viridiplantae, Streptophyta, Magnoliopsida, Ericales, Balsaminaceae.
AUGUACAAGGAAGAUAUUAGAAAUGGAUUUGAAAUUGAAGAUGAAUAUGAAGAUGUACUAGAUUGCAAUGGUUGUGGCAAUGAAAUUGGAAGAGGUGGGUUCAGAUGUUGUGUAGAAUAUUGCGGUUUUCGUCUUCACGAAUUUUGUGCAUCUUUACCCAAAGAGAUGAAAGACUAUCCAAAACACCCACAACAUUCUUUAAUCCUCCACACAAACUCACCUUAUCCCAACUCUGGUUACGGUUGUGAUGUUUGCAGAACUUACUACCCUUCAGUGACGCAAUUUUGUUAUCACUGUGCGGUUUGCAAGGAUCCAAUAAUUGAGACGUUCGAAGAAGAUCAAAUAAAUGACAAAUUGAUCCAAUUUCCAUUGCCUUCUAGUGAGGCAGUACAGAACACGCUAGCCCAAUUUAUUAAAAAUAUAUCUCAAUGGAAGGAUGCCGAAGAUCAAAAUGGAGAUAUAUUAAAUCACCCUAGCCAUGAUCAUCCACUUACACUUGAGUUUGAUUUACGCAAAUUUACAAACUUUAACUAUAGCAGGACAAGUACACGUAGACGUGAAUAUGAAGUCUGCAAUGGGUGCAUGCUUCCUCUAUUGAAUGAUGCUCCCUUUUAUAGUUGCAACGAGUCCACAUGCAAAUUCGAUUUACACAAAUGGUGUGCUAAAUUGCCGCGUGAGUUAAAGCAUCCGGGUCACACAGACACAGGACACAUACUAAUCCUACAAGAAAAGAUGGAUCCUGGAUUAUUAGGCAUCUUUGUAUGCCAAGGUUGUCAAAUGACAGGGAAUGGGUUUGCCUACAAAUGCAAUGAAUGCGAAGAAUACUACUUGGACGUUAAAUGCGCUGCCCUUCCUAGACUAGUCAAUUACGAGACUCACAAACACCCUCUCAUUCUUAAGUAUGGGAGAUCCAUCGGAGGUUGCAUCUCAUGUGGUCUUAGCAAUUUCUUUGAAGAGGACAAAAGUAUGUAUAUCUCUGCCAUCUCAUCGUUUCGUCACACCUACUUCACAUUUGGUUGUGAUGCUUGUAAUUUUAGCAUUCAUCCCAAAUGUUUGAUAUUGCCUCGAGAAAUUGUAUAUUGGUACGACAAACAUGGAUUCAAAUUGAUAGAUCCAAUUCAUGUUUUCAUGAGUAAUUAUGAUCAAGGUGCAUCAACAUACCACUGUGAAUUUUGUGAGAGGGAAGUACAUUCAGAAAGUUGGAUGUACAACUGUUUUGAAUGUGACCAGUGUGUUGAUGCUGAUUGUGUGCGAGAAUUGUUUGGUUUAUUUCCGGAUCGUUUCAAGAUUGGCGGACAAUAUCAUUCUCCGCGUCACAAACAUCCCCUAACAAGCAUUAUGCCUGACCUUCAAUUUGUUUGUAACCGUUGCAAUGAAUCACCGUGUCAAGUAUUUGGAAUUGGAAUUGGCUAUGAAUGUAGAGAAUGCAAAAUUGUAUUUUGUAUAACAUGUGCUUUUUAA